AUGGCUCCUCCCGUCCCCCUAUCCUUUUCCCGCCAAAUCGGUGCCCUUUCAUCGAUCGUCCUCAACUCGAUGAUCAGAAAAUGCCUUCGAGACAGCAACUUGAAGGAAGCCCUCCAGCUGUUCGAUCGGAAUCCCGCUUCCCGGGACGUUGUUUCGUGGAACUUGGUGAUGGAUGGGCUGAUUGAGAACCACCGGUUGAAUCAAGCACAGAGAUUGUUCGACGAAAUGCCCCACAGAGACGUUGCCUCGUGGAACACUAUCUUAUCGGGUUAUCACCGGGCCCGUGAUCAGUCCCGAGUAUACCUUCUCCUCCGGAAAAUGGGAAGGUUCGGCUUUUUCCCAAAUGAGUACACGAUAUCGAUAGUGAUCACUGCUUUCUUGGGUUCCAAGUUCAGUUCUUUGGUCCCUCAAAUUCAUGCCCGUGUAUUUCAUUUGGGCCUCGGAUCGAGCGUCUUUGUGGCUUCUGCUUUGAUGAAGGGCUAUGCUAAUAUUCGCGAGAGCACGGGUUUGCAGAGGUUGUUCAAUGAACUUCUCAUGAAAGAUGUCUCCUCUUGGAACACUUUGAUAUCGGGCUGCAUGGAGAUCGGUUGUAUAGAGGAUGCUGAGAGAGCCUUCCGAACAAUGCCUGCUAAGAACAGUAUUUCUUGGACUAGUUUGCUCAACGGUUACAUCAUCAAUGGACGUAUUGAUAAAGCCCAGUUGGUGUUUGAAACGAUACAGGAAAGCGAGAGGAAUGUCUACUUAUGGACGGUGAUGAUUAGUGGGUACGUGAAGGACAAGAAGUACGAGGAAGCAUUGAUGUUCUUCAUCUCGAUGGUGAAUAGCGGGGCGAUGCCUAAUCACUUCACGUACUCGUGUACUCUGAGCGCGUGCGCUCUCACGUCCUCUCUUCUUUUGGGCCAGCAGGUCCAUGUGAGAGUCGUGAAGUACGGUAUGCCCAACAGUGUGGUCCUAUUGACCUCACUCGUAGACAUGUAUGCAAAGUGCGGGGACAUUGUAAGUGCAAGUCGCGUCUUUCAGAAGAUGCAGAACAAAAAUAGUGUCUCAUGGAACUCUAUCAUAGGAGGGCUUGCCAGGCAUGGUUUGGGGACAAGAGCUCUGGAGAUGUUCGAACAGAUGAUUGAGGAGGGGACCAAGCCCGAUCAAGUAAGCUUCGUGAAUGUCCUAUACGCCUGUGGGCAUGUUGGACUGGUGCGGGAAGGUGAGGCAUACUUCAAGUCCAUGAAGGUGAAGUAUGGGAUCGAGGCCGAACUGAAGCAUUAUGCCUGCAUGGUGGAUCUCUAUGGUAAGGCAGGCGAGCUGGACAAAGCAGAGAGGUUGAUUAAGGAGAUGCCCAUCGAGCCCGAUGUGGUCGUGUGGGGGGCAUUUAUUGGGGCCAGUGCAAUGCACUCGACUCGAAAGCUGAGUGAGUUCGCAGUUCAAGGGAUCGAGAGGCUUAAGAAGGAUCAUCCUGCGGUAUAUUCGAUGUUUCUGAAAAUUCAUGCAGAAGAGGGAUCGUGGAGCGAGGUAACAGAGUUGAAGAGGAUGUUAGGAAGGAAGCACGUUGAGAAGCAGAAGGCAGGUUGGACAUCAUACCAAAAGGAACUUUCACCUGCCAAGAAACAGUAUCCUAUGACUUAA
Molecule: messenger RNA, 1620 nt
Organism: Punica granatum (pomegranate)
Lineage: Eukaryota; Viridiplantae; Streptophyta; Magnoliopsida; Myrtales; Lythraceae
Source: RefSeq, a predicted model, not a curated record